Pollicipes pollicipes is the source of this 537-nucleotide messenger RNA. RefSeq lists its product as uncharacterized. The coding region runs from base 1 to 537 and encodes 178 amino acids. Lineage: Eukaryota; Metazoa; Arthropoda; Thecostraca; Pollicipedomorpha; Pollicipedidae. The transcript is spliced from 3 exons. The record is from RefSeq and is a predicted model, not a curated record.
AUGACGCCCCCGCCCAGCCGUGAGCCGUCCGGCCGUGAUCUGCCCGGCCGCGACCUGCCCGGCCGCGACCUGCCCGGUCGUGACCCGCCCGACUGUGGUCCGUCCGGCCGUGACUGCCCGGCCCUUGACCUGCUCGGCCGUAACGCGCCCGGCCGUGACCUGCCCCGCCUGCGGAAGGUGCUGGACCUGCGGGCCGGCUACUGGCUGGCAACUGAAGUUUUAUCCUGCCCCAGCUGCCGGCCCAUCAAGGUCUACACGGCCUGGGACGAACGGCUGAUCAGACAGCUGGAUGUCGCGCAUCAGCUGCAAUUUCCAGCGGUCUUGACGUAUAAGCUGACCUGCGACAAGGCUGUCGUCCGGCUGCUCCGCGAGCGGACGCUGGGCAACAGCCCCACCCAGCUGAUGAAGCAGGUGGCGGAGCAGGUCAGCGAGGACCAUCUGAGCCGCAUGUUGCUCUACAUGAGCGACUGCAGCAUGCGAUCCGCGGCAUUCGAGGCCUGGCAGCGACCGUUCCCGCCGCCGCCGCCGGCCCGGUGA